Penaeus monodon (black tiger shrimp) is the source of this 869-nucleotide messenger RNA. RefSeq lists its product as uncharacterized. NCBI's taxonomy places the organism in Eukaryota, Metazoa, Arthropoda, Malacostraca, Decapoda, Penaeidae. The record is from RefSeq and is a predicted model, not a curated record.
UACCAACAAAGGAGUCCUUCAAAUUGAUCACUGAAGAUUUCUACAGCAUCUGGAAUUUCCCUCACUGUUUAGGCUCAGUUGAUGGAAAACAUAUCCGUGUUCAGUGUCCCCAAAAUUCAGGAUCAAUGUACUUUAACUACACAAAAAAAUUUCCAUUGUCCUUCAAGGUGUUGCAGAUUCACACUACAAGUUCAUUGCUGUUGAUGUAGGAGGCUUUGGAAAGCAAAGUGAUGGUGGGACGCUCCAAGCCUCUGAGGUGUACAGUGUCUUGACAAAGAGAAAACGAGAAAUGCCUGAACCUUCUAACCUACCAAAUACAAAUGUCAAAGCUCCAUAUGUGUUUGUGGGGGAUGAAGCCUAUCCACUUUUACCUUUCCUAUUAAAACCGUAUGGUGGACGUAAUUUGACUAUUGAAGAUAACACCUUCAACCAACGUUUAUCCAGGUGUAGGAAGACUGUUGAGUGUGCUUUUGGCAUUUUAUACAGCAAAUGGCAUUUACUGUCAAAGUGUGUAGAAACCAAAGUUGAUUUGGUUGACAGCAUUGUAAAAUGUAUUUGUGUUCUGCAUAACACAAUCAUAGAUAAAGAGGGCGUUGAACAUCAUCUAACUGAGACUGCCGUCUCAACUCUUCAGCAAAAUGAUCAUAUGUAUUCUCAGGGAAGACCGUCAAACGAAGCUGUGAAUGUUAGGGAAAUCUUUAAAUCUUUCUUACUGAAGUAUCCUUUAGUAAACAAGGACCAAACAAAGCAGUAAACCAUGUUCAAGAUAACAGAGUUUCACUAGUUGUGUUUUUGCUACUUAACUAAUCUUAUUACUCCUGUACUGUCCACAGUAAAAAACUAGAGAUAAAAUGGUUCAUAUAUUGUAA